Venturia canescens is the source of this 2674-nucleotide messenger RNA. RefSeq lists its product as uncharacterized. Bases 1 to 2577 code for a protein of 858 amino acids. Lineage: Eukaryota; Metazoa; Arthropoda; Insecta; Hymenoptera; Ichneumonidae. The transcript is spliced from 15 exons. Gene Ontology annotation, molecular function: serine-type endopeptidase inhibitor activity. The record is from RefSeq and is a predicted model, not a curated record.
AUGCAUCCACUGAUUUUGUUCAGGAUCCUGAUCGUCGGGGUCGCCACUGCUUCGGCGGCGCAAUCGUCGACGCCAAACGUCGACGAAUCGGAUGUAACGUAUUUGACGAAUUCGGCGUUGAAGCUUUUGGCGGUUGAAAAAGUUUCCAGCGGCGCAGCUCACUUCUCAGGGGAAUUGGUCCAGCAGAGGAAAGCUCGAAUUGAGCCAAAAAAUGGAGAAAUUUUGUUCAACUGGUUUUUCUCGAUGCAGGAAAUCGCGAAGGACCAUCGAAAGAAUCUGGUCAGUUCGCCGCUCGGUGCUACCUUCGCCUUGUCGAUGGCAUCUUUCGGAGCGAAAGGUAAUACGUUGUGGCUUCUGUACAACGCUCUCGGUCUGUCCCUGCUCGAGGAUAUUAGCCAAAUCGGCUUCCGGACAGUCGUCGAUCAAUUGAACAGUUACAAAGCGGUGGAGCUCCACGUGGCGACGAGCGCAUUCGUUUCUUCAGCGAUCGAGCCAAAAGCCCGUUUCGUCGAAGCGAUCUCGAAGGUCUUCCGUUCCCCGGUGCAGAGCGUCGAUUUCAGUGAAUCGGUAAAAGCGAGCAACCUCAUUAACGGAUGGUGCGAAAUGGCGACGAACAGCCGCAUCAGCAAAAUCGUUAACGCAAACGAGCUCGACGAGAACACCGGCUUGGUCCUCGUGAACGCGGUCUACUUCAAGGGCGAGUGGUUGAAAAAAUUCAACGAUUUCGGCACGUUCGAGGCUCCGUUCAACCUCGAGGACGGCACGGUGAAGCAAGUGCUCAGUAUGAACGCGCGCCACACUUUGAGUUAUGGGCAAUACCCGGAAGUGGACGCCGCCUUCGUCGAGCUUCCGUACAAGAAGGAAAAGGGUACCCGAGGAAUGAGCAUGUUCGUCAUACUUCCCAAUGAAAUCGACGGGCUCGCCCAUCUCGAAGCGAACUUCCACCGCAUCAACGUAAAAAACCUAAUUCAACGUGGAAGACCUCAGCAAAUCAAUCUCCGGCUACCGAAAUUCACGAUUCAGAGUGAAAUCGAGCUGAAAGAGCCCCUGAAACGAAUGAAUAUGGGCGAUCUGUUCGAUCCUUCCACAGCAGACUUCUCGGGAAUCGUCGACACGCCUCGUCUUGGUUUGGACAAAAUAGUGCAGAAAGUUUUCAUCGAAAUAAACGAAAAAGGGAGCGAAGCUGCAUCGGCCACUGCUUCUUUCUUCACUUUGAGAAUGAAUCGGGGAUCAAAGUCCACCGACUUCAUAGCGGACCGUCCGUUCUACGCCAUCAUUGCGACGACCGACGAGAACCCUCUGAACGUCUUCACUGCUCGGUUCACCGGCCAAGAAGACUUUCUCUCGUUGACGAUCUUCGUACUGGCGAGCAGCACGACCCUGGCGACGGGGAGCCCAUCGCAGAACGAUCAAUCGAAAUUCACUUAUGGAGCGAGCUCGCUGCUCAGGCAAAUAGCCGUGAGCCAAGUGACCAACGGGGCGGCCAAAUUCUCGGGCAGAUUGGUUCAGCAAGUAGCGGCGAACGAUCGGGCCGGUUUCGUCAUCUCGCCGCUCGGUGCUGGGCUCACUCUGUCGAUGGCAUCGUUCGGGGCUCGAACAUCCACCGAAAACGUAUUUCUCAAGGCUCUGGGACUCCCUUGCGUCGAAAACGUCCGGAAAGUCGGGCUCCAAACGGUCGUCGAUCAGCUGAACAGCUUCAAAGACGUGACGCUCUACGUAGCGAACGGCGCAUUCGUUUCUUCGAGGAUUCAGCCCGAUCCCGAAUUCGUUGGAGCGACGAAAAAGACUUUUGGCUCGUCGGUCGAGACAGUCGAUUUUAGCAAGCCGGCCGAGGCCACCAAAGUCAUAAACGAUUGGUCCAAGGAGAAGACGCGAUACUGGAUCCCGGAAAUCGUCACUCCAGAGGAUCUCGACGACGGUACGAGCUUGGUUCUCACGAGCGCCGUCUACUUCAAGGCAAAAUGGUUGAAACAAUUCAACCGUGAACAGACUGCCGAGUCGAUGUUUUACCGCGAGGACGGAACGACGAAGCAAGCGCUCAGUAUGACAGCAAUCCACAACAUUCCUUACGGGGAAUACCCGGAAGUGAAGGCAAAAUUCAUCCAACUUCCGUACCAGAGCAACGUCAGCAUGUUCGUCUUGCUCCCUGACGAGAUCAACGGUCUCGGCUACCUGGAGGCGAACUUCCACAAAAUCAGACUCCGCAAACUCAUUCAGCGCGGUAAAGAGAGACUCGUGAACAUUCAGUUACCGAAAAUAAAACUCGAAAGUGGGAUUCAGCUGAAAGAACCGUUGACACGAAUGGAGAUGGGAAAUUUGUUCGAUCCGGACAACGCAGACUUCACCGGAAUCGUCCAGUUCCCGAGGAUUUUUAUAAAGAAAAUUAUUCAGAAAGCUGUGAUAGAGAUCGACGAAGAAGGCACCGAGGCUGCUGCAGCGACGGGCGCGAUUUUCGGAACUCGAUCGACCAGUGGACCAAAAUAUCUCCCCUUCAUCGUCAACCGUUGUUUCGUCGCAAUCAUCGCUACAACGAACAAGAAUCCUGUGAACAUCUUCACCGCCCGUUUCACCGGGUGAGACGAAGAGAAAAUCUUGACUGUCACUCGAUAACGGAGCUUGGGCUCGCGCGAAACCUCUGAAUCGACGAAGCGGCCGAAGACGAAAUGUGAUUAAA